AUGGUGGCCGGGUGGCUGCCACUCCUGCUUGUCGUGUUGUGCCCGGCCGGUGCCCAUGCCUCCAAGGAGUGUAUUUUCUGUGAGCUGACCGACUCGACCCAUUGCCCGGGCGUCGUCAUGCACUGCGGGGACGACGAACAGUGCCACACGGGAAUCGGCUUGGCGCCCGGCUUGGGCCGCAUCAUAGACAAAGGCUGCGUGGAGUCCGUCAUGUGCGGCCACACGGAGCCCGUCAGCUACAUGGGUGUUACCUACAGCCUCACCAGGGACUGCUGCUACGGCAACCUGUGUAACGGGGCCCCCCGUGCCCGCCCCCCACCUUUCAGGCUGGACUUCCUGCUGCCGACCUUGCUGCUCUAUUGGUGGUUGUAA
Molecule: messenger RNA, 372 nt
Organism: Suncus etruscus (white-toothed pygmy shrew)
Lineage: Eukaryota; Metazoa; Chordata; Mammalia; Eulipotyphla; Soricidae
Gene: SPACA4
Product: sperm acrosome associated 4
Exons: 1
Coding region: 1-372 (123 amino acids)
Source: RefSeq, a predicted model, not a curated record